Purpureocillium takamizusanense is the source of this 1378-nucleotide messenger RNA. RefSeq names its product NAD(P)H dehydrogenase (quinone). The transcript has 3 exons. Bases 346 to 960 code for a protein of 204 amino acids. The record is from RefSeq and is a predicted model, not a curated record. NCBI's taxonomy places the organism in Eukaryota, Fungi, Ascomycota, Sordariomycetes, Hypocreales, Ophiocordycipitaceae. Gene Ontology annotation, molecular function: NAD(P)H dehydrogenase (quinone) activity; FMN binding.
CCAUCCGACGACCCGUCAAUCCGUCCACCCAUCCCUUCAUCCCGCCAUCCCGCCAUCCCGCCGGAUCCCCCGCGCCGACUUGCCAAGGCGUCAUCCGAAUCACACGCUGGCGCCUGUGGGCGAGACAUUGAUUGACCCAGACCCAGACUCCUCCCGCACUCCCCGCAGCUCCAACUGCUACGGUAGCGGCGGCGUAUAAAUAUGCUGAGCUCCCAGCCCACCCGGCUGCGGCCUGGAUUGCUGUUGCCCGACUUCAUACAGCACAGCUUUCCAUCAAGACGCUUCACUCCCUGUCGUUUUGCCCCGGACCCCCGGUUAGAAGCUCGAAGCAGCCCCUAAAUCGCAAUGGCUCCCAAGAUUGCCAUCGUCUAUUAUUCCAUGUACGGCCACAUCCGGCAACUUGCCGAGGCCGAGAAGAAGGGCAUAGAAAAGGCCGGCGGCACGGCCGAUAUCUAUCAGAUCCCCGAGACGCUCCCCGACGAGGUCCUCACCAAGAUGCACGCCCCGCCCAAGCCUACCGAUGUCCCGGUCCUGAGCGACCCCACCACUUUGACUCAGUACGACGGCUUCUUGCUGGGAAUCCCCACCCGUUACGGCAACUUCCCCGCCCAGUGGAAGACUUUCUGGGACAAGACAGGCAGCAUCUGGGCCUCUGGCGGCUUCUACGGCAAAUUUGCUGGUGUCUUCAUCUCGACCGCAGGCCACGGCGGCGGCCAAGAGUCUACGGCCAUUGCUUCCAUGUCUACCCUGUCCCACCACGGCAUCAUCUACGUCCCCUUGGGUUACGCCAAGUCGUUCGGCCAGCUCACCAAUCUCAGCGAGGUGCACGGCGGCAGCCCUUGGGGCGCCGGCACCUUCGCCGCCGGUGACGGCUCGCGCCAGCCAAGCGCUCUGGAGCUGGAGAUUGCCAACAUUCAGGGCGAGAACUUCUACAAUACCGUUGCCAGGGCCACCGGCUGACUGCAUGGCGGCGAAUCGAAAGCCGAUCGUGGUGGUGGUGCGGCGACGAGCAAGUCAGCUGCUGCUGUCGUGGGCAACAAUGGUGUUGAGAAGCAACAGCAUUCCUCGUCACAGCAGCAGCAACAGGAAAGGCCGGUGAAGGAAGGUCCGUGUGGUUUGCCUGCGAAGUGUAUCGUUCUGUAAAUUUGGUCAUAUUCACACUGAAAUAGAUCAAAUUCCUUUGAACCGUAUGUCUAGCGCUGCACACCUGCGGUCGUCCCCGUUUCAAUGAUUCAAUUCAUCGGUUUCGACUGCUCUGAGGGCGAAAGCUAGGCAUGGGUUCCUCGCAAAGGGGCUUUGCUCUUUCGUAAGGUGCAAAUUUCCGCCAUACAAUCUACCGAUAGCACAUCACGACUCAUCAAUAGUGAAUUGCGUCCAG